Molecule: messenger RNA, 1462 nt
Organism: Morus notabilis
Lineage: Eukaryota; Viridiplantae; Streptophyta; Magnoliopsida; Rosales; Moraceae
Exons: 2
Coding region: 273-1025 (250 amino acids)
Source: RefSeq, a predicted model, not a curated record
ACACACUCGUGUCGUGUAUACCACCGCUUAGCCAAUCAAAAUAUUUUCUUCGCCUAUUUUAAUUACCGAUAAGUCCAAUUAUCCAAAAUAUAACUUGAAUAUUAUCCAAACAGAUUUUUCCCCAUCACCGUCUCGUUCUCUCGACAGCCAAGAAAAUCCCCAAGAAAGAAAAAGGAGAUAAUUUUCCCUCUCCAUUUUCCCUAGAAAAAGAAAAUGGCACUUUCCGACCAUUUCUGACCCAAAACUCCGAUUGAAAACCUGAGUUUUCCCCCAUGGCCCUUCUCGUCCCUUCGCCGGAAAUUUCUAGGGUCUUCUGUUGCCCAAACCCUAUUCCUGGAAAGCUCAAGAGCAUAAAAAUUUUCACGAACGAGAAGAAAUUUGGGUCGAAUUUCAGGGUUAGGGUUUGCGCUAGAGUUAAAGAUUGCGAGGUUAGGGUUUCGGAAGGGGAUCAGAAUCUGAGGCUGUACGGACUGUUUUCGGCUCCAGUGAAGCAAAGUUCGAAGCCGAGCAAAGAAGAAGAAGAGAAGCAGAAUUACUACGUGAACAUGGGUUAUGCGAUCCGGACUCUCAGAGAGGAUUUUCCCGAGCUAUUCUACAGAGAGCUCAGCUUCGACAUUUUCAGGGACGACAUCAUAUUUAAAGAUCCUCUUAAUACUUUUGUGGGUAUUGAGAAUUAUAAGUCCAUCUUCUGGGCUUUACGAUUCCAUGGAAGAAUAUUUUUUAAGGCCUUAUGGGUUGAGAUGAGCAGCGUGUGGCAGCCUGUGGAGAAUGUCAUAAUGGUUCGCUGGACUGUCCAUGGAAUCCCACGAGUUCCAUGGGAGAGUUGUGGUCGAUUUGAUGGCACCUCCGCAUACAAGCUUGACAAGAAAGGGAAGAUUUUUGAGCAUCGUGUUGAUAACAUAGUUUCACCCCCAAAGUUCAAGGUUCUGGGUGUAGAGGAUAUAAUCCAAUCUCUUGGCUGCCCCCAGACCCCAAAACCAACAUUUUUUGAAAUUUCACCAUCUUCGUCAUCAAGGGGAAGUUAGUGUUGCAAAACUUGCAUCAAAAUUUUGGAGUAAUGACGUGUUCAUAUGGUUGAGUAAAGAUAGAGCUAGAGCUUUGCAUCAGUUCCUGAUGUUUAGAUUGUCGAAUACUAUGUGAGUUGACAAAGGCUGGUGCUGUACUUGAGGCUGGUAAUUAGCCUUAUGGUCUGUAUUGACCUGGUAAUAUCACUCAAUUCGUAGCCUCCGCUCUCAACUUGGCAAAGCACGAGCAAUAUAGGCCGUAAGUCAUGUAAAACAGUUACUAAAAUUCAGCUAAACAGUAUUGAGAUAAAUGCAAUAUUAUAUAUGCCGUUGUAUAUUUGUAUAGUCUUGAUUGCAAGUUGUCAUUUUCAAGAAUUGUACCUUCUUGUAUGUUGUUCUCGAUGCAGAUGCGACAUUUUAUGAAUGAAUAAAAAGAGAAAUCAUGAAUAUUAACAGGA